Molecule: messenger RNA, 1728 nt
Organism: Glarea lozoyensis ATCC 20868
Lineage: Eukaryota; Fungi; Ascomycota; Leotiomycetes; Helotiales; Helotiaceae
Product: SIS
Exons: 3
Coding region: 1-1728 (575 amino acids)
Biological process (GO): carbohydrate derivative metabolic process
Molecular function (GO): carbohydrate derivative binding
Source: RefSeq, a predicted model, not a curated record
AUGUACAGGGUUCAGCAAUCCACAGCCGAGCCCAGACGACACCACCCAAAUCUUUGGUGGGGAACGCUGCUCGACUCUGAUUGCAUCUUUCUCGUUGCGAGCCCCUCCAAGACGCCGUCCGAGAUGACCGAAGUCAAGCGCAACGAAAAUAAUAAUGGCCAGGAAUGGCCAGGAAUUGCCGUCCUGGGCAGUCUUUACAGUUUGGUUCAGGGUCCAGGUGGAGUGCGACCCGCGUGCUACGUAAACGCCGCUUCACAUUUCGUUCCAUCUGAAGAAAGCGUAUCGACACAGACCAAGUAUCACGUAGGUCUAUCGAAGACUAUCUUUGCCACGGUCGCAACAUACAGAUCGGCUUUCACCUCGAGUCCUUAUCGUAUAAAUUUAUCGCGUCUACGCCACACAGCCAGAUAUCACAGGACGAAGGCGUCACCAUCUGUACAAUCGAAUUCGAAGAAACUCAUCCGAACCAUACGAAGGAGAGAUAUCUAUUUGACACCUUUUACGGACUUUCAUACAUAUACAAUGGCGCUUGACCACCACCCGAUUCAGAACAGCGAGGUUUAUCUCUGCCUUCCUUCCCACGGCCCGCCCCUGCCGCCUCCUUCUCCGCCCUCCCCCGCGACUCCAGGUGAUGACAUUCCUUGUUUGGAUGGAUUGGCCACUCCACCUGAGAUACCUACUUCCUUCCCGACCUUUGGCAAGAGAUUGGAAACUGCCCUGCACGUUCUGCGUACCGAAGCCUCGGCGCUAGAAGGACUAUCCAGACUCUACGAGAAUGACUUGGUUGCGCAAGAGGGUUUCAACGCGGCGGUGGAAGAGAUUAUCAGAUGCAAAAGGCGGAAAGGAAAGAUCGUGGUUACUGGGAUUGGCAAAAGUGGACAUAUUGGAAAAAAGCUGGAAGCUACUUUGAACAGUCUCGGGAUAACCACAGUCUUUAUGCACCCCUCGGAAGCUUUGCAUGGAGAUCUAGGAGUCCUUUGCCCAGAGGAUACCAUUUUGUUCAUCUCCAAUUCUGGAAAGACCGGGGAGUUGCUCCAAGCGCUGCCACAUUUCGAUUCCUGCUUACCGGCUAUCAUCAUCACCGAAGCUGCUCACCCAGCGGCUUGCGAGCUGAUCAAACAAAGACCAGGAACGAUUCUUCUACCAGCGCCGCUACCCAUUUCCGAGGAAGCCGCAUUCGGUGUCAAGGCACCUACAAUUUCAACUACCAUGGCCCUUGCUCUUGGAGACGCGCUUGCGAUAACUGCUUCUAGCGAACUAUACAACCAAAAACUUUCAAGCGUGUUCUUGAAGAACCAUCCGGGCGGUGCAAUUGGUGCUGCGAUUCAGAAUAUUCAGAGAAUCUCCGACCGAGCCAUCUCAAUCAUUGAUAUUCCAGACGUUGGCUCAUCCUCAUCAGUAGCACAAGUUGGGUUUGCCAUGCUCCAGUCUAAAUCCGGAUGGAUUCGGAUGGGUGGUGAAGUAGUAUUUCCUCCACGACGCAUGAAGAAGCUUCAACUCAGCAACACAGAAGUCUUAGCAUCGCGUGUCCCUGACUUGGCAGUCCCACGUAGGCAAUGGGUUCAAGUUUCAGCUGAUCUCGAAGUAUCGGAAGCCAGAGAGUGGAUAUUCAACAACCGCCGCGCCAUACCAGGAGGCCAAUACAAAUUCGGCGAUGACAUAGUGCUAGUAACAAUGGAAGAGGAUGAGAUGUGUGGGGUUAUCGAAAUAGGAGAGCUUCUAUCAUAA